Molecule: messenger RNA, 1292 nt
Organism: Corylus avellana
Lineage: Eukaryota; Viridiplantae; Streptophyta; Magnoliopsida; Fagales; Betulaceae
Gene: WRKY55
Product: WRKY DNA-binding protein 55
Biological process (GO): regulation of DNA-templated transcription
Molecular function (GO): DNA-binding transcription factor activity; sequence-specific DNA binding
Source: RefSeq, a predicted model, not a curated record
GAGACAAAUCAGAGAACCUCGGAAACCAUGGAGGAGAUGACAUCCCUAUUAUUCCAGCGUGGUUUUAAAUUAGUUAGAGAACUUGAAUCAAACCUACCAAACCUGGCCGACCAGCCCAACAUGCUCUCAAAGUCCUGCGAUGAGAUCGUGAAUGCUUUCAGAAACGCAAAGGAAGGGCUACACCUACACAUGAUGUUCCGCCAACCACAGGAAUCUCAGCAGCAGCAGCCUCAGACAGAAACAAGUUUAGAGGGAUGGCGAAGGUCUAGUAAUUGCACACACCCAAUUAUGGAGAUAUUACAGAUGCAACUUCAAGCUGAUAGGACCCCGCCCUUCAGUAGGUCCGAUGUUCUUUUUGCCGGAGAGGGUGGAAGAGAGGCGGAAGGUUCUGCUCGCUCCAAGAGCAUAGGAGGAGGAGAGCUUCACCCAAUGGACGUAUCAGAUUCUGGCGUUGUUUCAUCCUCGCAAAGACAGCGAAGAAGGAAGGAUGAUGGGGAGAGACGGACAAUAACUGUGGCUGCACCUCGGAUUGGAAAUACUGAUAUUCCGCCUGAGGACGGCUACACGUGGAGAAAAUACGGCCAGAAGGAGAUUCUCGGCUCAAAAUUCCCAAGGGGUUACUAUAGGUGCACCCACCAAAGGUUAUACCAUUGCCCGGCCAAGAAGCAAGUCCAGAGGCUCGAUGAUGACCCCUACACGUUUGAAGUGACAUAUCGAGGCGAGCACACAUGCCACAUGUCAUCCACGGCGCCAUCAAUUCCACCGCCGGCAGCAGCAGCUGACAUUACCCACGAGAUGACCCAAAUCAUAACUACCCAGCCUCCACCGUCUUCUUCAAUUCCUGUAAGCAGUUGGCUCUCAAUGGAGUACUUGGGCAUGAGAGGAGGAGGGAGCAGCGGCGGUGCCAGCGGCAGCGGCAGUGGCAUUGUUCUUGGCGGUGGUGGUGCGGGUCCAUCCGCCACACGAACUGGCAAAGAUGUUGAACUCCCGGUUGCUGAUAUGGCUGAUGUAAUGUUCAACUCUGGCAGCAGCAGUAGCAAUAUUAGCAUGGAUUUUCUCUUCCAUUCCAACGAUGACAAAUGGGAGACAGGUGACAAACAAAUUUGAAUCGCUAAUUGGACUGGUCAGUAUAGGCAUAUCAAAAUUUUGGAAGCGUACUUGAGAGGCAAAAGGCUGCGGCAACUUGUUGUUAGGAGGUCAAUCUUAAUUGGAUUUUUCAGCGAUGUAAUUACGCACUUUAUUUUUGUACUUACUAAUUGGCCAAUUUGAUGUGGCCUGUACUUUUAUUUCUA